AGGGCAAAUCCUUGUCUCUCUCUUCCCGCCAAGAUUUCAGGCACACCUGGCGCGCCAGCCAAAGAGACAGGCUGGCCUUUAACAGUUGGGACUUGGGAGUCUUGGGACGGUCAGGUUCAGGUGAGAAAAGCACACAGUCAUCAACGCCCGCUGGCGGCAGGGCCGCAAUUACCUCUCUCUCUCUCUCUCUACCCCUCGUGUGUACACACUGCCAUGAGAGAGAUGAGGACCUGAGCUGAGCCCCCUUCAAUCGCUUCUAGAAGCUUUGAAAUCACUCUCUAUAGAAUCUUGGAGAACCCCAAGAAUCUUCUAAUUUUUUCUUUAAUGGCGACUGGCUAGUAGCGAUCUCCCCACGUUUCUUAAUUAAUUUGGAUUUUGAAACUUGAAAGAGGAAGAAGAAACGUCGUUCUUCCUCUGCAAACCUCUCUCUCCUCACCUCUUUUAAAUAAACCCAUUCCUUCCUUCACAAUCACCUACCCUCCUCUUCUUUGCAGCCAUGCAACUCAAACAUUUCCUCCCAGUUUUACCUGCAGAUCUAGAUGAAAUCGAGUCCUCAACCCCUCGUCGUUCUCGUUCCAGUCGCCAACCUUCCACCGAGGAACAUGGGCUUUUCACUUUUGUUAACCAUGUACUCCGCAGCAUCUACACGGGUUUCUCCGAUUGCUAUGUCACUCGCAACAACCACUCUUCCUGCAACUUCCAGGACACCCCAGGUGUCGAUCUCUCCCAAAAGGUUGUGGGUUCGAACAACCCAAGAAUCUUCAGCUUCGCUGAGCUCUACAUCGCUUCCAAUGGCUUCAGUGAAGAUCAAAUCCUCGGUAGUGGCGGAUUCGGUCGUGUUUAUAGAGCCGUCUUACCAAGCGAUGGCACUAUUGUUGCCGUCAAGUGCUUGACUGAGAAAGGAGAACAGUUCGAGAAGACCUUCGCUGCUGAAUUGAUGGCGGUCGCUCAGCUUCGCCACCGAAACCUCGUUCGCCUUAGGGGUUGGUGUGUUCAUGAAGAUCAAUUGCUUCUUGUAUAUGACUACAUGCCUAAUCUCAGCCUCGAUCGGAUUCUCUUCAAACGACCUGAUUGCCCUGCCUCUCCGAUUCUGAAUUGGGAACGACGAUAUCGAAUUGUGGCGGGUCUUGCGGCUGCUCUGUUCUAUCUACAUGAGCAAUUGGAGACACAAAUCAUCCACCGAGAUGUCAAGACUAGUAAUGUCAUGUUAGAUUCCAAUUAUAACGCUCGGUUGGGCGAUUUCGGAUUAGCACGGUGGCUAGAGCAUGAACUUGAAUUUGCAGCACCAUCUUUUGAUAGCAAUUAUGAGUUCAGGAUGGCGGAGACAACCAGAAUUGGUGGCACAAUUGGGUACUUACCACCGGAGAGCUUCCAGAAAAAAAGCAUUGCUACUGCAAAAUCUGAUGUUUUUAGCUUUGGGAUUGUUGUUUUGGAGGUGGCGAGUGGUCGGCGAGCAAUCGAUCUCGCCUGCCAAGAUGAGAAGAUUGUCCUGCUUGAUUGGGUUCGACGGCUAUCUGAUGAAGGUAAGUGUUUACAAGCUGGAGAUACUCGGUUACUAGAUGGGUCUUAUAAGCUUCCUGAGAUGGAGCUUUUAAUCAAUCUCGGCCUCCUCUGUACUUUGGGUGAUCCACAAGUAAGGCCUAGUAUGAAAUGGGUUGUCGAAGUUCUUGCCGGUAAUAUCGUCGGCAAAUUGCCGGCGUUGCCGUCGUUUAAGGCCUAUCCUCAAUACAUCUCCUAUUCAUCUUCCACUGCCACCACAAUCAUAACAAUUUCAACAGUAAUAGGAACAUCAACAACAACAACAAAUGCAUCUCAAUGGUCUAAUUUAACAUCUGGUUAUGCAACUGCUGCUGGUGACACCAUUUUUAUGACAGCCAUGGAUGGGGAAACUAACAGCAAUGGCCAUGAUGGAGAAACUAACAGUAACAGUCACAUUAGUGGCGUUAUUCGGAGCAAAAUUCCUUCGGUUGAUACACCACGAGAGAUACCUUUCAAGGAAAUCAUUGCUGCAACGAAUGAUUUCUCCGAAGCUAGAAGAGUUGCAGAGCUGGACUUUGGUACUGCCUACCAUGGCUACCUAGAGAACCGUCAUCAUGUAUUGGUGAAGAGGCUUGGGAUGAAGAAAUGCCCUGCUUUAAGGAUACGUUUUGCCAAUGAGCUCCAGAACCUUGGGAAUCUCCGACACCGGAAUCUGGUGCAGCUCCGAGGCUGGUGCACUGAGCAAGGGGAGAUGCUUGUUGUCUAUGACUACUCUGCUCGCAGUCAGCUCAGUUAUUUCCUCUUCCAUGACAAGAGCUGGCCCUCUGUCCUAACAUGGAGGCGGCGUUACAAUAUAAUUAAAUCGAUCGCAUCUGCAAUCUUUUAUCUCCAUGAAGGUUGGGAUGAGCAGGUCAUCCAUAGGAAUAUUACUUCUGCAGCUAUCAUCCUUGAUGGUGACAUGAGCCCACGUCUUGGCUCUUUCGCCCUUGCUGAGUUCCUGGCUCGGAAUGACCAUGGCCAUCACGCGGAAACUAGCCCAGAGAAAUCAGUUCGUGGGAUAUUUGGAUACAUAGCCCCUGAGUACAUUGAAUCCGGUGAGGUGACCGCAUUGGCUGAUGUUUAUAGCUUUGGGGUUCUUAUGCUUGAGGUGGUUACCGGCAGGAUGGCAGUUGACUUCCGGUGGCCUGAGGUGCUGUUGGUGAAGAAGGUUCGUGAAUUUGAGAUACAGAGGAGACCAUUGGUGGAGCUGGCGGACUGGAGAAUGAAUGAUGAGUAUGAUAAAAGGGAGCUUACUAGGCUUGUGAAAUUGGGAAUUGCAUGUACCAGAUCAGAUCCUAGUUUGCGACCGAGUAUGAGGCAAAUUGUUAGCAUACUAGAUGGUAAUGAUGGGUGCUUCAAGGAAGAAGCACAAAGGAAGGAGAUGAGGGAAGAGUGGCUGCGCAGGAAUGAUUAUUCUUUGACAUCUAUCAGGAGAAUCCAAGCUAUUGGUAUUCAAUGAAGGUAUAUGUAGUUGGAACAGAUAGAUCUGAUGAGGGAUCAUAGGUUUCUCUUAUGUGAUAGUCUCAAUGAUGUAAACUAGGUUUCUCUCUUGUGAUAGACUAUGAUCAGGUUUUCCCCUUCCUUUUUUGGUUGUUUGUGUACUGUUUCAGGUAGUCUAUGUAAAUAGAAAUGAGAUGAUGAUGUAUAGUUAGACUUUAUGCAUUGGUUCUUCACCAAA
Messenger RNA from Macadamia integrifolia, 3196 nucleotides. Its product is annotated as receptor like protein kinase S.2. The record is from RefSeq and is a predicted model, not a curated record. Lineage: Eukaryota; Viridiplantae; Streptophyta; Magnoliopsida; Proteales; Proteaceae. The transcript has a single exon. Gene Ontology annotation, molecular function: ATP binding; protein kinase activity. The coding region runs from base 497 to 2977 and encodes 826 amino acids. Gene Ontology annotation, cellular component: plasma membrane. Gene Ontology annotation, biological process: protein phosphorylation.